AUGGCAUAUGGAUCAAGUGUAUUUCAGCAAAAAAAUCAUGACUCCAGUGCAAGUAUGGUGGAUCUAGUAUUUGCAGUCGAUGAUCCAAUAUCUUGGCAUGAAGAGAAUAUUGAGCGCAAUCCACGACAUUAUUCGAUUGUUAAGUAUCUGGGAGCUCCUAAUGUUGCUGCAUUCCAAGAGAAUUUUGGUGCAGGGAUUUAUUAUAAUACACUGGUUCCUCUUACGGGCACUUUACUUGGGACACGAUUAAUUAAAUAUGGUGUUGUGAGCAUACAAACACUAUGUGAAGACCUCGAAACCUGGAAAACACUCUAUCUUAGUGGUCGAAUGCAUAAACCUGUUAAUAUUCUUGCCACAAAUGAGCACAUUCAAGCAGCGACGUCGAUGAAUUUGUCACAUGCACUGAAUUAUGCACUUCUUUGUCUACCAACGAAGUUUUCCGAGUAUGAGUUAUACAUGAAAAUUGCAGGAAUUUCAUACUUAGGCGAUUUUCGAAUGACAUUUGGUGAGAACCCGAAGAAAGUACGCAACAUUGUGGACGGUAAUCUUCAGGCAUUUCAAAAACUCUACCAAGAUAAAAUUCAGAACUCGCCAUUCAUGACGCGGUUGGUCUCUGAUAAUAACAUGUUAGUUGCGGAUAGCGAUAAUUACAAGGUGAGGCAAACCAUUGUCGGUGCUUUGCCGUCCAACGUGCUUCGACGACUGGCCACGAGAUCCCGCACAUCACCUGAAGCACUUGACCACGAGACUGUCACGAAAAAACAGCUGCAGCGCGUCAUUGCGUCGAUAGUAUUUCGGUCAAGCCGAUCGCAAAGUAUCAAGGGCAUUGCCACUGCUGGAGGUGUCAAAACAAUCAUCUACGUUGCGCAAAAGCUCAAGCGCACGUACUUCAAGUAUUCAAGCUAG
Molecule: messenger RNA, 906 nt
Organism: Peronospora belbahrii
Lineage: Eukaryota; Oomycota; Peronosporomycetes; Peronosporales; Peronosporaceae
Source: the annotation of a GenBank genome assembly